Messenger RNA from Opisthorchis viverrini, 666 nucleotides. RefSeq lists its product as hypothetical. Lineage: Eukaryota; Metazoa; Platyhelminthes; Trematoda; Opisthorchiida; Opisthorchiidae. The record is from RefSeq and is a predicted model, not a curated record. Gene Ontology annotation, biological process: regulation of transcription by RNA polymerase II. Gene Ontology annotation, molecular function: chromatin insulator sequence binding. The transcript has a single exon. Gene Ontology annotation, cellular component: chromosome. The coding region runs from base 1 to 666 and encodes 221 amino acids.
AUGUCGUGUUCUUUUUCUGCAGAUCAAACUGGUCCCAAUCCACCACAUAAAAUUCCUGAGCCAAGAACACCAACGGAACAGUUGCAUCCAGUGCCUUACGCCAGGGGAGACGGAAAUGCUCAACUGCCGUUUGAAGGGUGUACCGACGGACGGUCACGGAUCCAAUGUAGAGGUCCGAUGAAUGUGACAGCAUCUAAUCUCAAUGUUGGUGCACACAGUUCCCAUGGAAUACCGUUCACCCCUCAACCAGUUCUUCACAGCCGGGUUGUUCAACAGCAUCGCGAGUUGUUUCAAGCAAUAAACCGAGCGAAUCAGGAGAGAUUUCAGUGCACAUAUUGUGGCAGGAGUUAUCGUCACCAAACUUCUUUAGUGGGACACCAUCGUACUUGCAAGCAGCGACUGUCAGUUGACCCGACUGAUAGUGAUGAUGAAUUGCUUAGUUGUGGGGCUUGCGGCAUGGUUUUUUCGAAGGAGUCACAUUUCAGAAGGCACAUGCAAAAGCACGCACCAUUUGGAGCUCACAAGUGUCAAGUUUGUGGCAAAGCCUAUCGGUAUAAAUCCUCGUUGUCUGCACACAUAUCGAGGCACCACGCUGGGCUAUCAACCGCACGUGAGGCUGUGAAGCCUACCGGCCAUGGUGACGCAGCGAAGGAUGGCUCACGUUGA